AUGGGUAGAAACCUCUUUUUUGCACAACAAGAUGAGAUCGCCAAAGAGAAGCGCCGCAAACAACUGGCAGAAAGCGGCUAUGUGUUUGGCGCUCAUGCAAAGGAGGAUUCCAUCCUAGAUAAGGAUAAAAGGAUACCCAAGACCAAGAAGAUGUACUACAACGCUUUGAAUCUUUGGAUGAAAUUCGCUGAAGAGCAAGGUGUUGAGGGCUACAAAAUGGGGCCAGGCUGUGCGACUCCAGACCAUACAAUCAUCAAAGAAUUUCUGCGCUGGUUGUUUGGUGGUUUCGAAGAAAGAAUGCAGAUAAAAAUCGUGAUGGAAGAUCGGAGUGAGGUAUUCAAUUGGAUAAGGAGAACAUUGUCAGGAACGGAAGGAACGGUUGAGAACGUCGAGGAUCCAGACCACAGCUUCACCAAGAAGGAUUUCCUCCGAAUGAUAUCGUCUAUGUGGCAAGUGGAUCAUCGCAGAUUCAUGCCCGGAUUGCUCAAGGUCAUCAUCAUGUUAGCUCUCCAAUUAUAUCUUUUCACCGGAGCAAGGAUUGGAGCUUUUAUACCAGCCCACGAAGAUAGAGACCAAAGAGGCCUGCGAUAUGAGCAUAUCACUCUGGUUUUGUUUCCAUCCUCUACGGCACCUUGGAAAGUAGUCUGGAAAGUCAACCAAGUCUGGCUUAAAGGGAAUCGAAAUCCAGACUACACGGUGUUCGGGAUCGGUAUCCGUGACACUAAGAGACCACAGUUUGCGUCUGGUUACAUUCUUCUAGCUCUUGCCCUCCAACACGGUGCUCUAUUUGGUGUCGAAACGGUGGAGGACUUGGCUAGGUUUGACCUUUCAAGUGGACAGCCUAUUGAAUUACGCUGGAAGGAUGAAUAUCUGAAAAAGCCUGUUCUCAGAAAUGUCACAGCUGAUGGUCCACAAGACGUACCACUCACUAAGGAGCGGUUCUGUGAGUUAUUACGUGGAAUAGUCACGACCGCUGGAUACAACAAGAGUAUAACGGUUCACAAGAUCCGAAAGAAUCUUGGAAGUGUUAUUGAAGGAAAGUAUGGUUCUGCCCCUGUAUCUCAAAUAUACGGACACAAAGAUGCUGGGACAUAUCCUAAAGACUAUUUAUUACACUGCUCUUCGAUCGAUACAGUCUCAGCCGUUCUGGGAGAGGAAGAACAGUCGAAUCACAUCGAAUACUUCCAAGGGUUUGAGAGAUUUUAUGAGCGUGGACUUCCGGGGGAACUAACAGCAGAAAUUGAGGCGAGCAUUCUGCAGACGCCAGAACUAGUCGAUACAAAACAUCGGAUCGAACAACUUGAGUCCUCGAACGGCGACAGAGAGUCCAUAGCUGCUGAAAAGCUGAGCUACAGAAAAGCCUUGCUUCGACUACGCCUUGCAGGGCUAAAGGAAUACCAGAACCGCUGGAUACGAGAGAGACGAGACCAAAGAAUUCUCAACCGGGGCAAAGAAGAGCCGGCGUUUACUGAGAAUGACGUUUGCACGCGGGCUCAAUCCUUACUUAUGCCAGAGAUUGCCCGAAUUUCACCAUUGAUGUCUUCUGACAGGGAGCUUUCCUCCGAUGAAAUGCUCCUUUUCGUGGAGGAUCUAAAAACACAUUGUGAACGUGAUUUUGAUGUGGCAUAUCUUCCACGCGAAAGCCCCAUUCAAGGUCAUUGUCCGGAUGAAGCUUGCCUCGAAGAGAUGAAAUGUCUAAAAAAGUCCGACAGAAGUGCUCAUAUUCACAAGUGUGUUCGACGUAAGAUUGCUUUGGAUCUUCAGGUCGCUGAAUCAGAGUUGAAAUUUUGUUACGAGUGCAUGAAAUGGAUACAGUCAAUUGAAUGGCGGGAACAUUGUAGUUCCCACCUCCAGUCAUGGAGGACCCUGCACUGUGAAGUCAUUGUAUACCGCCACACAGUUAUUCGACCCGGCUACUGCCCCUUUUGCUUGUGGAACAUGGGUUCCUUCGCAGAAGACCGAUUGAAUUAUUGGUUGACAACUACCAAUUUGAAGCGACACAUUGAAGAACAACAUAUGCUUGAAAGCCAGUGGCAUGGGGCGAAGCCAAUAUGCGGCUGUGGCCAAACUUUCGACAAUGAGCGCGGCCUUCGACAUCAUUUGCACGACGCCCACGGGAUAAACAAAGCCAUAUGGUUAAAUCCGAAGACACCGAGAAAGAGGAAGCAUACUUGCAAGGUGGAAGCACAAAGUCCUUCAACAGAGCCAGAGCCAGAGGGGCAGUGCUUCAAGAAACUCCGCUUUUACCGGUAUCCGCCUCCGCGUCAUGAAAAUGAGUAUCAAUUGCUAGACAAAAUUUUCUUGUCAGUACCCACAUUGCAGUCGUUCGUCGAGGAACAUCCAGAGCGAGAUUACGGUUUGGAUCCGAGUAAUCGGUCAACCAAAAGCAGCACAAGUAGCUCAGUUGUGUCUUGCUUUUCCGCAACGAGUUCACCUUCCAGCUCGCGGCCAACGACUCCUGGACUGGAAGUUAUUGAUCCUCGAAUCCUCGAACCCUCUGAGAUUGGCGAAGAGCGUGAAGGCCAGCCUUAUGAUCAUAUUUCCGGGCGUGUAAAACCACCUAAGAUAUCCAUGGACAGGCAGGAGAUCGGGAACAAAUCAUUAGGUGCUAUGCUACGCACACCGUCCCCCGUACAAAGCCUUACCAUUCAGCCCACCCUUGGCUUUGAGAUCAAUGAUCCUCGAACCCUCCGCACUCCUGAUCACUGCAUUGAGGAUGCGCUUCCACCUUGUAAGAGCAUUGCAAGCCAGCUAAAUCCUCUCAAUAUAUGCCCGAGUGAGGCUGAGGCCAAAACAAUGUCACCCAGCGACAUGAAAGAAUCGCAGUGCCUUUCCCCAAGCUUUGUCGCAAGCAAACCGAUCGAGGGGAAAAAGACCUUGCGAAAAGACAAUCUCGCCUUCAUGUCAAGCAUUAGCCAGUGCUCUACCAUGGAGCAUAAGUGCGAAAUCAAUGGUCCUACUCAAGAAUUACGCGAUAAAAUGACGCGUCGUGGCGCGGGUCCGGUCAUUAGCCUGCGCGGACCACUCACUAGAGCCCAGACAAAACAACGGUCGACUCUGCAUUGUCCGGAUGAUUUGAAAAAUUAUAAGCCACGAAAGAAACUCAAAGCAGAAGAAAGACGAAAGCUGCAUGAGUUCAAGGGUCAGAAUUGGACUCUGAGGCAAGUUGGACCUCAUUUCGCGGAUAUAGAUACGCUCUUUCUGCGGCAAGCUUGGAUGGACAUCAGGCUUCCUCAGCGAUGCACCAGAUCACGAGCUUACCGGAAAGACAGCUGA
This is a messenger RNA of Penicillium verhagenii, 3276 nucleotides long. RefSeq lists its product as uncharacterized. NCBI's taxonomy places the organism in Eukaryota, Fungi, Ascomycota, Eurotiomycetes, Eurotiales, Aspergillaceae. The record is from RefSeq and is a predicted model, not a curated record. The transcript has 8 exons. The coding region runs from base 1 to 3276 and encodes 1091 amino acids.